Emericellopsis cladophorae is the source of this 2574-nucleotide messenger RNA. RefSeq lists its product as uncharacterized. The record is from RefSeq and is a predicted model, not a curated record. Gene Ontology annotation, molecular function: zinc ion binding. Bases 1 to 2574 code for a protein of 857 amino acids. The transcript has 3 exons. Lineage: Eukaryota; Fungi; Ascomycota; Sordariomycetes; Hypocreales; Bionectriaceae.
AUGGAGAGCACUAGCACCCAGCCGGCUUCGCCGCUCGACGCGAGCAUCACUGUCAAGGUGCACUUUGAAGGCAGCACCCGAAGGGCUAAGAUGCCUUUGCGGGACACUGCUCCCACGGUUCUUCAGACUCAGAUCCGAGCUUUCCUUCGAAUUCCCAGCGAGACCGACAUCAUCAUCGAGCGUUACUCCGAUUCCGCUGCUGCGUAUGUUUGGCUCGACCCAAACAACCAGGCUGUCCACAAGCAGCUUUACCGUGCUGCCAAGGCAAAGUCAAAGCUCAAGCUUCGUGUAUCCAUCAAGAAGAACCUCGACUACGAGACGACAUCUGGCCCGCAGCCCGUAUCGAUCGAAGAUGUGCCCGAGGGCAUUAUCGCUCCUCUGAACCCUACACCGUCUGAGCAGACCUCAAGCGUUCCGAAGAUUCCCGAUUCCCAGGCUUUCGCCGAGCACCAGCGGGAAGCCCGUCGCCUCCGAGAGCAGAUCUCUAGAACCAUGUCUGCCAUGGCCGUCCCAAGCGAGCCCGAGUCGAAGUACACUCAGACGACCCCUGAAGAUGCUACUGAGCCCGUGGCGGAGGAGCGGGAGCAACCUGAAACCGCGACUCCCCUCUCUGCCACUCCGCGCUUUGCUAUCUGCUGCAACAGCUGUCAUCAGCAGACAUCUCACGCCCACUAUCACUGCUCUACUUGUGAAGACGGCGACUUCGACCUUUGCAUGCGCUGCGUUGACUCGGGCGUCACCUGCUACAGUACGGAGCAUUGGCUUAUCAAGCGCACCAUGGUCGAGGGCAACAUUGUGAGCAGCACAACCGAGAAGCUUGCCCCCAAGCCCAAGUCCAAGGUUGAGGCUAGCGAACCGAUUCAGACGUGUCCGGGAGUGCGCAACUGGUCGCAUGAUAACAUGACUUCACAGCUCGACGCCCUCAACUUGCCGCUUCACCUCGCCGAGUCGUCUGCACUGGACGAGGGUGCCAAUUGGGCUCAGUUGGAAGAGAAGUUUGCCAGCCUGAAUGUUGGUGCCAGCUUGUCGAACUACUUCCCUGCCGGCAUCCGCACCUGCAACAGCUGCAUUCGAGAACUACCCGAGGCAAAGUUCAUGCACUGCCAAGUCUGCCCCGACUUCGAUCUGUGUCUAGACUGCUUCCCCAAUGACAUUGAUGGGCACCACCCAGCGCACCCCUUUUCGCCUGCGGUGGCUGGCACGGUCAUCCCUGACUUGAUUCGCGCAAAGAUGUGUGCGGGCCGCAACCAGGCCCAUCAGGCUAUUUGCGAUGGCUGUGAUAAGUUCAUCGUCGGCAUCCGCCACAAAUGCCUCGAUUGUCCUGACUGGGACUUUUGCAACGAUUGUGCUCCCAACGCAGACCUCAUCCACCCUCGCCAUCGCUUCAUCCCAGUGUACGAGCCUUUGAAGGCCAACCACAUGAGCUGCGCGUCAAUCCAAUCGGUUCACGAGGGCAUUUGCUGUGACGGGCCCUUCUGCUCCACAGGCAAGGGCUAUCCAGCCUACAUUCGUGGAAUCCGUUACAAGUGUGCUGUCUGCCACGACGUCGAUUUCUGCGCUAGUUGCGAGGCCAGCCCAUUCUUGAAGCACAACAAAUCGCAUCCGCUUAUCAAGUUUUCGACGCCUAUUCGCAACGUGAGCGUUACCACGCACGAUGAGCGCAACGGCCAGGAAACUGUUCUGGGCGACAGAGUUCCCGUCGAGAAGUCGACACCUGCCCCCGCGGCGCCUCAGCCUGUGGUUGACAGCAACACCCAAGUGUCGAACGAGGCUGUGGUUGAGAAAGCGGCCGACGAGGCCACCCUUGAGCAAGAGAAGGAGCAUGUGGUGCCUGAUGAUCUGUGUGCCGAGUUUGUCCGCGACACGGUUGUUGACGGCUCCAUCAGGCCACCGAAGCACGUCUUUGAACAAACUUGGACUCUCCGCAACAGCGGCAAGGUCGCUUGGCCUGCUGGGACUUGUGUGAAGCAUGUUGCUGGUGACUACAUGGGCGACGUCGACUCGACCCGUCCUAUCAGCACCGCGCAGCUUUACGUCGCCUCGUUUUCCAAUGCUUGCCCUAGCCCUGUUCUCCCGGGAGAAGAGUUCUCUUUCACCGUCAAGCUUCGCACUCCUGCCCACCCCGGCAAGGUUGUUUCGUACUGGCGUGUUAGCACUUCGGACGGCUUCCGUUUCGGCCAUCGCCUUUGGUGUGAGGUCAACGUCCGCGACAUCAUGCCUUGCCAACGCCAUCGCCUGCUUCGUGACAGCGUAAAGCACAAGGACAUUGCCGCUACGCAGUCCGAUACGCCCGCUGAGAAGACCCCUGAAGUCGAGGCAGAGGUUGAGAGAGAAGAGGAUACGAAGUCUAGCCAGAUGGUCUUCCCCAAACUGGAGAAGGAAUCGCCUGUAGCUAGUGUCUACGAGGAAGUCAAGAGCCAGGCAUCCAUCGAGCGUCGCAAGUCAUCCUUUGCUGAAGAGUUCGACGACUGCGGUCAGAGUGUAGACUGGGAUGCGUCGGAUGACUUUUUGACCGACGAGGAGUACGAUGUUCUUGACGCCUCGGAUGAGGAGCUGUUCGCCUCUCCCAAGUGA